Messenger RNA from Trichobilharzia regenti, 1044 nucleotides. The record is from the annotation of a GenBank genome assembly. Lineage: Eukaryota; Metazoa; Platyhelminthes; Trematoda; Strigeidida; Schistosomatidae.
AUGCGCUUCGAAUAUCUAUGUAAGAAGGAGGAUAUCAUCAACUGUCUGAAAAACGGAAGAGACAUUAAAAAGCUGCGUCAUUUCUCAAUAAGUCGUUAUGGAUUAGUAGAUGACGAUAUCCGAAAAAUGGUGUGGCCAAUGUUGGUUGAGGGCAAUUGUCAGCUUCCAGACAUAGGUAUUGAGGAGUUGGAAAGUCACCCCAGUUACCGCCAGGUUGAAUUAGACACUUUUCGAAUGAACAACUUAAUGCCCAAGGACUUAAGUUCAGAAGAAGUGGAGACUAGGAAGAGAAUUGUCACUCAUCUUGUUAUAUCUGUAUUAAUCGAUAACCCAUCCUUGCAUUACUACCAGGGCUUCCAUGAUAUAUGUUACAUAUUUUUUUCUGUUCUCGGUGAAAAAGAAUCUCGCCAACUGCUUAAUAAACUUGUCCCGACUCAUUUCAGUUUAUUUAUGCAAAAAUCUAUGGACGUUACCCUGGAGUAUAUGCAAUUGAUUUUCGCCUUGUUAGAAUGUGUAUCAACUCCCAUAUUAAAUAGUAUUGAAUCUGUUGAAUUGGGACCGGAUUUCGCUGUCUCCUGGAUCAUCACCUGGUUUGCACAUGUCUUACCAAAUAUGGAUGACGUUAGACGUUUGUUUGAUUUGUUUCUGGCUACAGACCCUAUCAUGUUGGUUUACGUUUCCGUCGCUAUAAUUGCCAUUAGUGCUAAAGAAGUUGAGGCGACUCCAUUAGAUUUCGCUCUACUCUACCAGACACUUGCACGCCUGCCUAAAAUUCAUCCAGUAGAAGAUCUUAUUCAUGAAGCUUUGAAAAUCUACAUUGAUCUAGGUCCAGCUGAGUUGAAUGAACGGGGUAACAAACGAAUUAUUAGGUAUCGUGAACAAAGAAAUUUAAAUAAUCCACCUACUCCUAUUCGUCAAAUUUCGAAAAAGUCUACAACUCAACUAAUGUUAUGUGGAUUAAUGGAACAUCGGAAAACUGUAUUUUCUAUCAGUUUUCUUGUGAUUGUUAUCAGUUAUGUGUUAUCGAGAACUUUAAAAGAAUAA